Molecule: messenger RNA, 399 nt
Organism: Colletotrichum lupini
Lineage: Eukaryota; Fungi; Ascomycota; Sordariomycetes; Glomerellales; Glomerellaceae
Exons: 2
Coding region: 1-399 (132 amino acids)
Source: RefSeq, a predicted model, not a curated record
AUGACUACUGAGAGAAGUGUGUCGGCCAGCCCACUCGGCCAUGACCACCCCCUUUCUUCAUCGUCAAUCGCAAAUGUGGCGCGUCAGGCUUGGUGGUGUGGCUUUGCUAGAGACUCACUGCUCACUUUAGGCCAACUGAAAAACUGGCUUAGGUCUAUGGCUCUGGAAGAUGAUUACAGCUGUCGAGAAACCAAGAGCGAUUAUCAGCAUCACCACGGUAUCUCGUGGAAUGAUGGAAGGUCUCCAGAAGUCCAAGAUCGGCCAAAGUCUAACAAGCACAUUCCAGAGUCUGCGACCCUCACUGGCUGGGACGAUCUGAAGAGUCUCACAAUGUCUCAUCUCAUCGCAGAACACCCUCUUCUCUCUGCGGUGUUGGUCAACCUUUCUUCGCCCAAGUAG